GACACAUAUAAGCGUCCAUCGAAUUAGGGUUCGCUUCUUUCCGUGAAUUGCAGAGAGAGAGAUGGCGAAGUCGAAGAAUCACACUGCUCAUAACCAGUCUUACAAAGCACACAAGAAUGGCAUCAAAAAGCCAAAGAGGCACCGUCACACUUCAACCAAAGGGAUGGAUCCUAAGUUUCUGAGGAAUCAGAGGUACGCUAGAAAGCACAACAAGAAAAAUGGUGAAGUCGCCGUUGAAGAAUAGUAAAGAUCAUAUUUCUGAUUAAUGAUUUAUGUCUAAACAAAACUAUCUUAGACAGUAUUUUCAUUUUUGUGUAAUUCAAUUAAAAUGCACUACUACUCUGUUGUUGACAGUUAUUAUUUGAUCAAAACUUAGAUCCUUA
Molecule: messenger RNA, 383 nt
Organism: Trifolium pratense (red clover)
Lineage: Eukaryota; Viridiplantae; Streptophyta; Magnoliopsida; Fabales; Fabaceae
Product: 60S ribosomal protein L29-2-like
Exons: 2
Coding region: 62-244 (60 amino acids)
Biological process (GO): cytoplasmic translation
Cellular component (GO): cytosolic large ribosomal subunit; ribosome
Molecular function (GO): structural constituent of ribosome
Source: RefSeq, a predicted model, not a curated record